AUGGGCAACAUGGCAACAGAGAUUGUUGCCUUCCUCCUGACCAUCUCGGGGUGGAUCCUGGUGUCGUCCACCUUGCCUACAGACUACUGGAAGGUGUCCUCUGUGGACGGGACGGUCAUCACAACGGCUACCUUCUGGUCCAACUUAUGGAAAACAUGUGUGACUGAUUCCACCGGUGUGUCCAACUGCAAGGACUUUCCUUCAAUGCUGGCUCUGGAUGCCUAUAUCCAGGUGUGUCGGGGUUUGAUGAUCACCUCUGUGUGUCUGGGUUUCUUUGGUGCCAUCCUUGCCUUGGUAGGAAUGAAGUGCACGAAAAUAGGAGGUUCAGAGACCACCAAGGCUCGUCUGACCGUCCUCUCUGGCUUCCAUUUCAUCCUCAGUGGCCUCUGCUCCAUGACUGCGUGCUCCAUAUAUGCUCACAGGAUCACAACAGACUUCUUUGACCCCCUCUUUGUUGCCCAGAAGUUUGAGUUGGGAGCAGCUCUCUUCAUUGGCUGGGCUGGAUCUGUGCUGUGUAUCCUCGGAGGACUUGUCUUCUGUCUCUCCCUGUCUGAAGGCUUCAGUAUCAGAGCUGAAUACUCCUACAGUGGAGCUGCAUCAUUUGUGACAACACGCAACAAGCACACCAAGACAGUCAAGAGCCUCCACAAGGAGGCGAGAGAGCCAUCGAAACAGUUUGGAAGAAAUGCCUAUGUAUGA
This is a messenger RNA of Chelmon rostratus (copperband butterflyfish), 699 nucleotides long. RefSeq names its product claudin 10a (gene cldn10a). Gene Ontology annotation, biological process: cell adhesion; bicellular tight junction assembly. The record is from RefSeq and is a predicted model, not a curated record. The transcript is spliced from 5 exons. Bases 1 to 699 code for a protein of 232 amino acids. Lineage: Eukaryota; Metazoa; Chordata; Actinopteri; Chaetodontiformes; Chaetodontidae. Gene Ontology annotation, molecular function: structural molecule activity. Gene Ontology annotation, cellular component: bicellular tight junction; plasma membrane.